AUUUACGUGAAUCUUCGUCCCUGGCCUCGAGGCUAUCCUAUCCUUGACAUGUUUGAUCCUCCACCUGCCGGCCUCCAAUCCGAGCUCAUAGUGCUAGAUCUAGCGAAGAUGAAAGUAGUUGGUAGAUCUAAUCCUUUGCAGAGAAUAUUUACCCCUGCUGAUAUGUGUAAACACUGCCCUGUUCAGGUAACCCAUGAACAUGUGUUUACUACGGUUGGAGACUAUGGUAUAGUUGUGGACCGGCAUCACGGCGUCGAAAUCUCUCGUCUUGAACACCCUGAUGUAACUAUAUGUGUUGGUAACCCUCAUGCUCAGGGUUGUGUUGUAACUGGCGGAGAAGAUGGUGUUAUAAAUGUUUGGAACUAAACAAUUAUCAUUUUCUAGAAAAUAAACUAUUUAAAAAGUA
Messenger RNA from Eurytemora carolleeae, 406 nucleotides. RefSeq names its product F-box/WD repeat-containing protein 5. The record is from RefSeq and is a predicted model, not a curated record. Gene Ontology annotation, molecular function: protein binding. The coding region runs from base 49 to 366 and encodes 105 amino acids. NCBI's taxonomy places the organism in Eukaryota, Metazoa, Arthropoda, Copepoda, Calanoida, Temoridae. Gene Ontology annotation, biological process: protein ubiquitination. The transcript has 3 exons. Gene Ontology annotation, cellular component: Cul4-RING E3 ubiquitin ligase complex; SCF ubiquitin ligase complex.